UUUACCGUGAGCGAGAGUACAAAAUGAACACAACUCUUGGCAGAUGAAGACAUCCAUGUCAUCCAUGAUGAAGACAGCAUCAGUUUCCGGAACUGUAAGCACUGCCGCGUGCAGCCAGGGGGAAGGCUUUGACAGCUGCACCGAUCGCUCUCCGGUUGUUAUGGACGCCACACGUGUACCUGGUGCCACUGCCGACACCCGAGAAGGGGAGGAGUUAUGGAUCCGGAAACACCCGAGGUUUAGGGAAAUGAUGUCAUUGGACGUAGCAGACAGUGCUCAAGUAUAUGCAGCCUUUCUAGUAUAUAUGGAUCUUUUAGAAGCCAGAAACUGGUACAAUGUGCAGAUUUCCAGCUCUGCCGAUCUUCAUCUUAUCUAUCUACAUGGACAGGAGAAAGAUGACCACAAACCACAAGUCAUAAUACCGACUCCGGUUUCUACUUCACAUAGUCAUGAGAGAAUUCAGCAGUUUAUGAAACUGGGUUGCACAUCAGAAGAUGAUCAAACCACACGAUCUGAAUUAAAUAUUGUUUUAGCUAUUGUUGAAUCUGAUUCAACCGUAGUUUAUUACAAACUAAUGGAUGGAUUUGUGAUACCAGACCCACCUGAUUUAGAAGAUCUGAUGGGCCACAAACAGAAAAAAAAGAGAACGAAACUUCGUAGGUAGCAGGAUUCUUUGCCAUGUCAUUUUUGGACAUCACUGGUUUAUUUUCACCAACACAAUGACAAUGUUCUGGAAUUUGGUCUACCUUAUGUCAUCACACACACAUUCUUGAAGCUCUGUGUUUGUUAUCAUAAAUGGUGGGUGUAUUCCAUUAAACACAUUAAGGCAAGAGUGUCUGUUCUUUCAACAAACAAUAUGAGCAUAUGGAUGAGCACCACCAAUCCGAUACCAUGCACAAAUAGCGGUUUGCACUUUUCCGCUGUCAGAUGCAAUUUAAAAAAAUAAAUGCAUUCAACUUCCACUAA
This is a messenger RNA of Pelobates fuscus (common spadefoot toad), 966 nucleotides long. RefSeq names its product tRNA splicing endonuclease subunit 15 (gene TSEN15). Lineage: Eukaryota; Metazoa; Chordata; Amphibia; Anura; Pelobatidae. The transcript has 5 exons. The coding region runs from base 44 to 664 and encodes 206 amino acids. The record is from RefSeq and is a predicted model, not a curated record. Gene Ontology annotation, molecular function: nucleic acid binding. Gene Ontology annotation, biological process: tRNA splicing, via endonucleolytic cleavage and ligation.